AUAUCAUUUCGAUCAUUGCAUACAACCUUACCCACAAACAAACUAAAGGGACAGAUUAGAUCGUCUAAAUUACCAUCAUGGAUUCAUCAAAGGUUGGGAAUGGCAUGAGAGUGAUGAUGUUCCCAUGGUUAGCUGUAGGACACAUCACGCCAUACUUGGAGCUCGCCAAGAAAUUAUCCGACAGAGGCUUUUCUGUCCUCUUAUGUUCCACCCCAAUCAACUUUAGUUUCAUCAAAAACAAGAGCCCUCAAAAAUACUCUUCUUCAAUCCAGUUAGUGGAACUUCACUUGCCGGAAUUACCAGAUCUCCCUCCUCACUACCACACCACCAAUGGCCUCCCACUCCAUCUCAACUCCACCCUCCGUAAAGCCCUAAACAUGGCCGAGCCAACUUUCUCCGAAAUCAUGGCCACCGUGAAACCAGACUUGCUGAUCUAUGACCUUUUGCAGCUAUGGGGAGGAAGAGUAGCCAAAUCACACAAUGUCCCGGCCGUCCUAUUCAUGACAGGUGGGGCCGCCACAUGUUCCUACAUCUUCCACGCACUUUGGCGGCGGAACGCGGAGUACCCUUUUCCGGAACUCUCUCUAAGCGUUUACGACCAAGGGAGGUUUCUGGAGAUGAUUGAUCACGGAAGAAGCAACAAUAGUGGUGGACUAGAAAAAAACUUGAUUUUGUUCAGUACCUCUAGAGAAGUAGAGGGGAAUAAGUAUGUGGAUUAUGUGAGCGAGUUAGCAGGUUCCAAAGCCUUCACAGUUGGUUCUCUAGUUCAAGGGCAUCAUCAGGAUGAAGGGCGUUUUGGACCGUUGAUGGAAUGGUUAGGAACGAAAGAGGAGAAAUCGACGGUGUUAGUUUCUUUUGGGAGUGAAUAUUUUCUUUCCGAAUACGACAUGCAUCAAGUGGCGAUUGGGUUAGAGAAAAGUAAAGUGAACUUUAUAUGGGUUGUUAGGUUUCCUAAAAUAUUAAGUGAAACAACAUUAGAAAACCCUAAUAAUCCUCUUGAAGCGGCACUGCCACAUGGAUUUCUUGAGAGGGUGGGAGAUAGAGGGAGGGUGGUGGAAGGAUGGGCCCCACAGGUAAAAAUUCUAUCAUACCCCAACAUAGGAGGGUUCGUGAGCCAUUGCGGAUGGAAUUCUACUAUGGAGAGCAUUGAAUGUGGUGUCCCAAUCAUAGCCAUGCCCAUGCAUCUUGACCAACCUUUAAAUGCUAAAUUGAUUGUGAGUAUCUGUGUAGGAAUCGAGGUUAAGAGGGAUGAAUUUGGAAAGUAUCAUGGUGAAGAUCUAGCUCGAGUUUGUGAUGAAGUUGUUCUUGGAAAAGCUACUGAAGAACUCCGGACAAAUGUCAAAGUCAUGAGUAAAAAUGUAAAGGUCAAAAGUUUGAAAGAGAUGGAUGAGGUUGCUAUUCAACUAGCACAAAUUUGCUUGUCACAUUAAUAAUACAUAUGAUAUUCUCAUCUCCAUUCCGAUAAAAUUUGUAUGUUUGCUUAUUGAUCCAUGAAAUUGGCUAUACUUCUUUGAUUAUGAAUAUUAAAUACUCCGGUUUGACUUGG
Cuscuta epithymum is the source of this 1546-nucleotide messenger RNA. The record is from the annotation of a GenBank genome assembly. NCBI's taxonomy places the organism in Eukaryota, Viridiplantae, Streptophyta, Magnoliopsida, Solanales, Convolvulaceae.